AUGAUCAAAAUUGGUUUAGUUGGUUUGCCAAAUGUCGGAAAAAGCAGUUUAUUUCGUUUCUUGACCAAAAAAGAAGUGUUAAUUGCUAAUUAUCCCUUUGCGACUAUUGACCCUAACCAUGGCGUAAUGCCCAUUGCUGAUUUUCGUUUGGAAAAAUUAGCCCAAGUCUUUCAGAGUGCUAAAACAACUCCCAUGGACUUAAUUUGCCACGUGUUACGUUGCUUUGCUGAUUCCAAUAUUGAACACGUGGAAAAAAGCGUGGAUUCUCUCCGCGAUUACGAAAUUAUCCAAAGCGAAUUAAUUCUUGCUGACUUACAACAAAUUGAGAAAAAAAAACAAAAGUUACAAAUUUUACAAAAAAAACAACCACAGCAAGCCGAAAAAGAAUUAAAAAUAUUAGCAUAUUUGGAGCAAAAUUUAAUGAAUGGCUUUGCUCUUUCCCAAUUAAAGUUAAACGCUGAAGAAAAAGGUCAAGAAUGA
Molecule: messenger RNA, 480 nt
Organism: Entrophospora sp. SA101
Lineage: Eukaryota; Fungi; Glomeromycota; Glomeromycetes; Entrophosporales; Entrophosporaceae
Source: the annotation of a GenBank genome assembly